Entrophospora sp. SA101 is the source of this 903-nucleotide messenger RNA. The record is from the annotation of a GenBank genome assembly. Lineage: Eukaryota; Fungi; Glomeromycota; Glomeromycetes; Entrophosporales; Entrophosporaceae.
AUGUCCAAGUUUAAACCAACAGAAAUAGACAAAGAAAUAAUUAGAAAUGCCAAUAUUCGCGGCAAAAUUAAGAAUGUCAUUCAUUUUUCCUACGAUAAAAAACCUUACGCGAUAGUUAUUAAUAAAGUUGCUCGCUUAUAUGCAAUUAGGUUAAUCAAUUAUGAAGACGAAGGUGAAUAUGGAGUAGAAAUAUUAGCGGUUAAAAGAUUUCCAAACUUGGUGGAGUUUUAUCGAACAAAGGAAGAUGUUGAGAAUAAAGCCAAAGAAAUUCAAGAUAAUAAUAACCGAGAGAUAUACGAAUGCAAAUACAAAUUUGAAACGUACGAGGAUGAUAUGGAAAAUAACAUAUUAAUAAUUGGAAGGACAGGCAGUGGCAAAUCUUCUUUGGCUAAUGUAAUCAGCAAUGCUAAUGAAUUCGGAGAAAGCAGUGGCUCGAUUAGCAAAACUAAAAAUUUCCAAAUCAAAGAUUUUGAAUGGAAAAAAAGUGAAUAUCGAGUGAUUGAUACUAUCGGACUUGGUGAUACUAAUUUAUCACCCAAGAAAGUCAUAAUCAAAUUGGCUGAGGCUAUUUACUCAAUGAAAAGAGGGAUAAAACAAGUAUUUGUGGUAGUGGGAGGAAAAUUUACCGAAGAAGAAAUAGAACUUUUUGAACUGGCCGAGAAGAUUUUUGAAAAAAAAAUUAUUAAAUACACGACUAUUGUGAGAAGCAAAUUUGACUGUUUCGAGGAACCUGAAAAAUGUAAAGAAGAUAUAGACGAUUUAAAAAAAGAGAAUAAAAAAAUCGCUGAUUUGAUUAGUCGCUGCAAUGGAAUCAUAUAUGUGAACAAUCCUCCGUUAAGCGGCAAUAAAAAAAGACGAGAAAUUGACCAAGCAGACAGAAAAAAAUCAAGAGAAAUGCGGUAA